AUGCACCAAUUUCGGAUACAAGCUGGCUUCCGAGCCGCAAACAUGAGCUACGUGGGUCAGCCGGGGCGCAAAUUCUUGUAUACGUGGCAUGUGGGAAAUUGGGCGUCGUCCUCAACCCCUCAAGUUGCUCCUGUCGCCGCUGCUCCGGCCCUAGGCAACGUUUGCCUUAACGAUCCGGGCUCCCCUUCAACGUCGAAGAAGAAGCCUACUGCGACGAAGUCGUCAAAGCGCUCUGCACAUGCGACAGAGAGCCUUGGGGUCGUGGAGAUGGCCAGCGUCCCUGGUCAGGCGCAUGUCGGGAAGACCACUAGUGUCGUUGCUGCUCGACAGGAAAAGUCGAAGAAGGCCAAGGUGAUGGGUUACACCCCACCUCCUCCCCCGGACGACCAAGGCAAGACGAGGGGCUGCAAAGCUCCCUUCAAAGGACAGGGUUUCGGGUUGCAGAAGGGGAAGCCGGUUUCCGAGCAGACCGUCGGCGGGAAGAAGCGGUUCUUGGGACACUUUGAAACGGAGAAGGACCAAAAGUUCUGUACGGCCAUCUGCUGGCGCGUGUACUUCCCCGACAUUGUCCUUACCGAGUACGAGGCGUUUACGGCGCUGGAUGAGCAGGAGUGGAAGGUCUAUCUCGAUGCGGCUGCUAAAAUGCCAACCGGCGUUUGGAGCGUGGCGCAAGAACAAGGGCAAUGUCGUUUCGACGUUUUCCAGUUGCUGUUGGCAAAUAAGGAAGUUCGAGCUGGAACCGGCUCGGGAAUUGCGCUGUGUGCGGCGAUUGGUAAGGUCGCGACGCUUGGCAUGAAGCACGAGAACCUGAUUUAUCCGGUUCCUAAUGGCACGGCGGCGACACCACACAUGAUGGCCAUCGCUGCAACUCUGGCGAGCUUGUGGGCGGCGUGCAGGAAGUUGUCGAGGGAGGAUAUUAAGAAGGAUGCCCUAGCUGCCGCAAACGCUGCUCUCUUCGCCCUGAAGACUGCGACCAAGGCUUGUGUGGCUGCCAUGGCCGCGCUCGUGUCCAUACUUUUGCACGUUGGCAAGACGUUCCCGGCGAAGCAGUGGUCCAAUCAGCUGUAUUCGUCGGCUGUCGAAGGUCUCGGCUUGACGGACCCUGUCCUGUUGCAUAUGGUGCGCGUGGCCGCACAGGUCUGCACGCAAUGGUGCUACUGUCGAGCGGCUGCUCGCUUGCUGGAGGACGCGGGCUAUGGCAGCCUAGCAAUGCCAGAAGAAAAGAGCAAGGCGAAGCUGGGCGACGAGGAUGCUACGGAGAUGGAAACGGGCGGGCAAGGGGAGUAG
Molecule: messenger RNA, 1287 nt
Organism: Closterium sp. NIES-65
Lineage: Eukaryota; Viridiplantae; Streptophyta; Zygnematophyceae; Desmidiales; Closteriaceae
Source: the annotation of a GenBank genome assembly